AACGGCCCUUACUUUCUCUUCAAACUCUUCCUCUCUACCUGCAACACUCUUCCCAUAAUUCAAAGCAGCGUUUGCACUCUCCUGAAGAAGUUUUGGUCCUCUUUGCGCGUGUCCCGUUCUCUUCUCCAAGUUGAAUACAAAACCUCAUUUGGUCCGCAACCUCAAAGUAAACUCUUCCAUGGAGGUUAAACUAUGGAACCAUAAGCGCGAAAUAGAGAUGGAUGAGAACUUUGCUGAGCUCUUUGCAAUUAUCAAAGCAACAGAGAAGCUUGAAAAGGCCUAUGUUCGUGACAUAAUUUCACCAACAGAGUAUGAGGCUGAAUUCCAAAAGCUGAUUGCUCAUUUCAAAACUCUAUCUUCCACUUUGAAAGACACUGUUCCAAGUAUUGAGCGGUUUCAUGAUACCUAUAAAAUGGACUGCCAGGCUGCCCUAUACCGCCUUGUGAUCUCAGGCGUGCCUGCCACAGUGGAGCACAGGGUGGCUUCAGCAAUGUCGGUGACUACCUCAGCCGCCAUUGUGGCUGAAUGUGUGCAAAAUUUCAUUACGGCAAUGGACUCAUUAAAGUUGAAUAUGGUGGCUGUGGAUCAAGUUUAUCCGUUGCUCUCUGAUUUAUCAGGUUCGCUCAAUAAGCUUUUGAUUUUGCCGCCUGAUUUUGAGGGGCAAACAAAGAUGAGAGAGUGGAUUGGGAGGUUGUCAAAGAUGGGGGCAGCGGAUGAGUUGACAGAGCAGCAGGCUCGGCAGCUCCAGUUUGAUCUUGAGUCAUCUUACAACUCUUUUAUGGCGGCAUUGCCAACUGCAGGGACUUAACUAAUUGCAGGACCAUGAAGACUCCAUUUCCAUAUCCGUAUCCAUUCUUGGAUACAUUCCAACCGGCCCUAAAAAGACUCCCAAUCGAUGCUUGUUGGAUGGAUGGAGAUAUGGACACAUCCCUUGUAUGUAGGCCUCGGAAUUAAAAGGCUAGCAAUUGGAAUGAGAUUUUCUGCAAUUUCGCCCCUAACGGAUUAUUUAUCAUGUAUUCAAAAAGAUGAGAGAAGAACCGUA
Molecule: messenger RNA, 1042 nt
Organism: Ilex paraguariensis (yerba mate)
Lineage: Eukaryota; Viridiplantae; Streptophyta; Magnoliopsida; Aquifoliales; Aquifoliaceae
Source: the annotation of a GenBank genome assembly